AUGAAGCCGGACACAGAGGGGCCCCUGUCUCUGUGUGAGCUGUGUCUGGCUCAGGUGUGCCUCAGCCUAGAUACUUUGUGCACCAGACGUCCUGAUCACUCUCUGUGCCUCAGUAUUCCCACAGUCUUCCCACAAGAGAUUGCAGACCAGCUUCUUCAUUUGAUGAGUAAAAAAGGUAUACUUAACGACUCAACAGCUGGGAUUUUCCGAGACUGCAAACAGUUCCGUCUUCGUCGAGCCACCAUCCGCUCCUGCACUAUAUCUACAGACGCUUUCCGCCUGGCCCUCUGCCCCCACAGACUCCAAGAACUGGACGCAUCCUGGGUCUCCGGAGGCCUCACAGGAGCUGAUAUCAUCUCAGGCCUCGUUUCUAACCUGGAGUGCAGAAAAAGCCUCCAGAGGUUGUCCCUGAAUGGACUUUGUUUAGAUUGGAGUACUUUAAAGAAUGAAAGAGGCUGCAUAGGGUUCAGCUCUCUGCAGGGUGUUCGGACGCUCUGUCUCGCCAACACAGACCUCAACGAUGAAGUCCUCGAGGAUAUAUGCGCUCUGCCACAACUGGAAAUGCUGGAUAUUUCUUGCUGUGCUGUCUCAACCCUCACUCCCCUGCUCCAGUGCAAAAACUCACUCAAAUCAUUGAUAGCACAUCGACUCAGGCAGCUUGAUAUGUCCUCAUCUAGACUGCUUUCAGUCCUCACUCAACUCCAAUGUGUGAGACAUCUUGACUUUUCCGAUGACCACUUGAGCGAGGAUAGCGAUGGCAGCAGCACAGAUGAGAUGGUGAGGCAACUUCUGGAGGGUAGUCCCCAGGUUCUCCCAUCCCUGGUGUCUCUGGACAUAUCAGGGCGAAAGAGAAUCAGCGAAACAGCAGUGAGAGCCUUUGUGGAGGCCAGGAGUGGAGUCGUUUUCCUCGGGCUGAUGGCGACUAGCGUUAGCUCCUGCGAUGCCCUUGAGAAAUGCAAGAAUCUAAAGGUAACUGGAGAAGCUAAUGAGAGCCAGGUGUGUGAGGCUUUGAGAAGGUACAGAGACAGAGAGUGUUUCAUUCGAGAGGCCCUUGUCCAUCUUUACAAUCUCACCACAGACAUCGACAAACCUCGGCCCGAUUUGCUCAAGCUGGUGUUGAGUGUGAUGCAGAGCCAUCCCUCGUCCCUGCACGUGCAGCUGGUGGCCACAGCCUGUGUGUUUCAUCUGACCACUCAGAGCCUGUGCGAGGCCAUGCCCCUGCCCCUGCUCUCCUGCACCGUCACUCAGCUGCUGCUGGCCAUGGACACCUUUCCCAGUAAUACACAAGUUCAGAAGAAUUGUCUUUUAGCUCUUUGCAGUGACUUCAUCCUUCAGGAGGUGCCGUUUGAUAAGUAUGUUGCAGUCUCAUUGGUGAUCACCUGGUUAAGCAGUCAUGAGGAUCCUACUCUUCAGAGAAUGGCUGUAGCUGUCAUCUCCAUCAUUAUAUCAAAGAUGUCCUCAGAAGAGACAGCUCAGCUCAGUAAGGACGUCUCUAUAAUGAAGCAGCUUCUGACUGUAGUUCAGCAGAAGGCCAUGGUUGGAGUGGUGGACUCGACUUUGAAGUUUGCCUUAAGUGCUUUGUGGAAUCUGACCGAUGAGAUGCCCAGCGCAGCUCGCAACUUCCUCGAUUGUCUGGGCCUGGAGCUGUAUGAGGAGGUUUUAGAGACCUUUUGCACCGAACCAUCAGUUCAGCAGAAAGUCCUUGGUCUUUUGAAUAAUCUGGCAGAGGUGGAGGAUCUGCAGUCCGAUCUCAUGGAUGAAGAUCUUCUAGAGCAUGUCCUCAGUCUCCUGCAGGACGGACAGUUGGAUGUCGGAGUCCGCUAUUUUGCCGGUGGAGUGUUGGCUCAUCUUGCUUCCAGACCAAAAGCCUGGACUUUGGAUGAAGAGCUCCGCACCACUACCAUUUCCCAGCUGCAUUCAUCUAUAAUGACGUGGAGCCACCUGGAGCGAGAGAUGGUCUCCUAUCGGUCAUUCCAACCCUUCUACCCCCUGCUUCAGACCAGCCAGCCCUCAGGAGUGCAGCUGUGGGCAGUUUGGGCCAUACAUCUGGUCUGCAGUCAAAACACCGCACAUUACUGCAGCAUGUUGGAGCUGGAAGGUGUGACUGAACUUCUCAAAGCGUUGGCUGCUCACUCGGAGACCCACCAUGACGUCAAAGAGAUGAUCGACAGCAUUUUGUCUCUGGUAGAACGACGUUUAAGUGAGGACUAA
Molecule: messenger RNA, 2211 nt
Organism: Knipowitschia caucasica
Lineage: Eukaryota; Metazoa; Chordata; Actinopteri; Gobiiformes; Gobiidae
Source: the annotation of a GenBank genome assembly